This is a messenger RNA of Phragmites australis (common reed), 2264 nucleotides long. Its product is annotated as shugoshin-1-like. The record is from RefSeq and is a predicted model, not a curated record. Gene Ontology annotation, cellular component: nucleus; chromosome, centromeric region. Gene Ontology annotation, biological process: meiotic sister chromatid segregation; maintenance of meiotic sister chromatid cohesion. NCBI's taxonomy places the organism in Eukaryota, Viridiplantae, Streptophyta, Magnoliopsida, Poales, Poaceae. Bases 203 to 1768 code for a protein of 521 amino acids. The transcript is spliced from 17 exons.
GCGCUGAAAUCGAAUCCAUUCCCGUCCCCUCCCCUCCCCCGCACCGCGACGCCGUCGCCAUCGCCGCCGUCGGAUCCUACCCCCGCCGGAACGCUGUCUCCCUCCUCGCUCGGCCGCUACCUGAGCCCCUCGCCAUCGGGGCGCGCACACCUAUCCCAUUCGCCCCCGUGGGUGCGCACAAUCUCCGCUCCCGCUGCCCUCCAUGGCUGCCGCCUCCGGAGGAGCGGCGCUCGGUGGCCCGCACCCGAACCCUAACGGCGAUGGCCCCAGGCUCCGGUCGCCGCCGGGGAAAGGGAACCCCGUCGCUCUCGCUGACAUCACCAACACCGGGAGGCCCAAACCCACCAGAUCCAUCAGCGUCGCGGACGUCGUCAAGGAGAACGCCAAGUUGCUUCAUCAGCUCAACGAGAAGAUAAAUAUCAUCGAGGUCUGCAGAGUUGAGAUGCACAAGCUCCGACUUGCGCUGCAAGCAUCGUGCCAGCAGAACCUGCAGCUCGCGCAGACCAAUUCUCGGAUGCUUGCGGAACUAAAUAUGGGGAAAGAUAGACUCAAGGCAUUGCAACAUGAGCUUUCAUGUACAACAGCACUGCUUAAAGUGAAGGAUUCGAAACUUGAGAGAAAGAAUAAGACUGCUAAUCAACGACAGCAGGAAGUGAAUUCACAGGAGGCCAUGAAAGCCGUACCUUCCAAGGUUGCAGCUGUUGAGGCUCAUCAAAUUGAUGGUUCGGUCACCAGUGCUGUUGAACACAAUUUGGUUGAAUCUCAAUCUGCUGUGUCAUCAAAUACUGUUUGCCAAGAGGCACCACAAGAUACAACAAAGAAGAGCUGGGGCAGAAAUAAACGGAAGUCAGAAUCAAGUGAAUGUACAAAGGACACUAACAUCAUGCAGGAACACUACAGACCUCAUUUGGAACCUAUUAUAUCGUUGGGUCAUGAAGAUCCGAGAAAGCCUCUGCGGAGAAGGUCUUCUAGACUGAACCCAGGAUCUUGUGAAGUCACAGAAGCUCGCAAGAUGUUGCAUGAGGAAUCUGUAUUCCCUUCAGCUCCUUCCAGUUUAAGUGUUCAAAAACACCAUGGACCAAGCACUGGAAAAGACACAGGGAAGUCACUGCAAAAUGAGUGCAGUGCAAUAGUGCAUGAAGUAAUGGUUUCAAAAUUCAAGAAAAUGGAGAUAAAUGAGCUACCACAAAAGGAAACAAAUUUGAAGGAGAUACAAGAAGCAUGUUCCAGGGUUCCUGGAGUUGAGGCUCAUCAAGUUGGUGAUAAAGCCAACAACACCAAACGGGACCAUUUGGCAGAAACUCAAUCCUCUCUGUCAUUUAAUAUAGUUGAGGCCCCCAAUCCACCAGAAGACACAGGUAACAAGAGGGGUGCAGAUACACAUAAUUUGAAAUUAUGUGAGAGUGGAGAAGAUUCAGCCAUAGACGAUAUAAAUGCCAAAUGUGACUCAAGUACUAGUGAGCCAUUGCGUCGUGAAGAGAAGAGAAACUCUCAAAGUAGAAAAUCUGCAAGAUUGAAUUCAGUAUCCUCUAAGGACGUGGAGAGCAGCACUUUUAAGACUCUGCACGAAGAUAUUAUUGCUCCUCUGGCCUCUUCCAGUUCAAAUGCCUCGAUGGAGCAUAGGACAAAUCAGAAGCAGGCUGAUGGUUGCUCCUCAAUGAAAUCUACCAAAGGUCCGGUGGCAGGGAGGAGGUCACUGAGGCAGGCUGCUGAAAAAGUCGUCUCUUACAAGGAGAUACCCUUGAAUGUUAAGUUGCGACGACCUUAACUACCACUUAGUACUUCCAGGAGAACCGCCCAUUGCACUGCGUUUUGUGUUGUAGACAUGUUGUAGCUUGCUGUUUUUGCCAACCUUAGCAGGUAGGGCCCCGUUUGUGUGCCCCAAAAGUAGGCACUGACUGCAUAUCUAGCUCUGCUUCAAACCGACAAUCGGAAAUGUUGCAGCUUCGUCGAUAUCGGUUGCAGCGAUUGUUCUUGUUCUGAUUGCGUUGCAGUGCACCUAACGCUAGCGAGAUAUGUACCACUUUCUCCUUUUCUUCUAUUUGAGUUGUUUUGACUAUUAUUGUUAACUGUCUGUAGUAUGAUUUAUGAAUAAUGAUUGGCGUGCAUUCUGCGAUCACCCCUAAUUUGGUAAGCUUUUGCUAUGCUGUACCCCUCACAAACUUUAUUUGUCCACGUCACAUCAACAUGGCAGCUUACCUAUAUGCUGCUCUUGUACGGGUUUGUUCUUGCUGAGAAAUCAGAAAUUCUGUUUUUGGUUUCCA